UCUGCGGCUGCGUUCCCCGAAAGACGAGGAGGCUGCCCCCCGGUUCCGGUCCGCAGGGAGAGCGAAGGACACCGCUGCCCGCGCCGCCAGCACCGCCCGCUCCACCCUGAGCGUCCGAGCGCCGACACCCCAGGGAUGUGAGCGCGCCCCCCCGACCCGUGGCCUGCGCUCCACCCUCCGACCCUCGGCGCGCGCCCCAGAGGACCCCGACCCGCAGCGCCCGUGCCUUCGCGAGGCCCACCGGGAGCAUGCCGCCCGCCGCCAUGAAGGGCCUCAGCCUGGCGCUGCUGGCCGCCCUGCUGUGCUCUGGGCCCGCUCUCGGCCUGUGGUGCCAGGACUGCACCCUGACCACCAACUCCAGCCAGUGCACCCCGAAGCAGUGCCCGCCGUCCGACCGGGUGUGCGCCAGCGUCCGCAUCACCGACCCCAGCAGCAGCCGGAAGGACCACUCGGUGAACAGGAUGUGUGCCACCUCCUGCGACUUCGUGAAGCGGCACUUUUUCUCGGACUAUCUGAUGGGCUUCAUUAACUCGGGGGUCUUGGAGGUGGACGUGGACUGCUGCGACCAGGACCUGUGCAACGGGGCGCCCGGGCCGGGCGGCGGCCCCUGGGCCCUGGCCGGGGGGCUCCUGCUCAGCCUGGGGCCCGCCCUCCUCCGGGCGGGGCCCUGAGGUCCCUCCCCUGCCUCCUGCCCCGGGCUUCUGAGUGCGUGCUACCGGCUGGUGGCUGCCCCCUCCUCUGCCCGGUCGGGCUGGGGCAGGGGCAGCCUUGGCCGGGCUCCACCACCCUCUGUGGCCCUCACCCCUCCCUGUCUCCCUACGGCUCCGAGUCCCGGCCAGCAGGGCGCCUGCUGGACGCCAGCGUCCCUCGGGUGGGCCGGACAUCUGGGGGCGAGGGCAGGGGGCUGGGACCUCCGGUCGCUGAGGGGCGGCCAGGCUGAGCCAGGCCCCGCUCAGCGGCUUGGCUGUGAGGGCGUCUUCUGCUGAGGAAUAAAGUGGCUUCUGCGUCUAGA
Phyllostomus discolor (pale spear-nosed bat) is the source of this 1012-nucleotide messenger RNA. RefSeq names its product lymphocyte antigen 6 family member H (gene LY6H). Lineage: Eukaryota; Metazoa; Chordata; Mammalia; Chiroptera; Phyllostomidae. The record is from RefSeq and is a predicted model, not a curated record. Gene Ontology annotation, cellular component: plasma membrane. Bases 249 to 671 code for a protein of 140 amino acids. Gene Ontology annotation, biological process: acetylcholine receptor signaling pathway. The transcript has 4 exons. Gene Ontology annotation, molecular function: acetylcholine receptor inhibitor activity; acetylcholine receptor binding.